AUGGAGGGGUCGUCGGCGGCGUCGGCGUCGGCGUCGAUGGGGGCGGCGGCGCGGGCGGCGCGGGCGGGGGCGAAGGUGUGCGGCAAGGAGGAGAAGGUGGUGGGCGUGCAGAAGGCGCCGGGGAGCUGCCCGUACUGCGGCGGCGGGGUGGUGGCCACGGACGUGGAGGCCAAGUGGGUGCUCUGCUUCCUGCCGCUCUGCCUCAAGAACAAGCGCAGGUUCGCCUGCACCGCCUGCGCCCGCCGCCUCGUCACCUACCCCGCCAUUGUCCAGGACUAG
Molecule: messenger RNA, 279 nt
Organism: Triticum turgidum subsp. durum (durum wheat)
Lineage: Eukaryota; Viridiplantae; Streptophyta; Magnoliopsida; Poales; Poaceae
Source: the annotation of a GenBank genome assembly